CCCAUCAUGACUUGGGGGUUGGGACUCGAGAGGCAUCGUGCAACGUAUGGAGAGCCCAGGCCGUCUAAAAGAGUGGUUUAUCCAUUUCUGUUGGAUCUCGAUGUAUUACUUUGUUUCUUAUAUUCGCGAUCUCAACCUACACAUCGUCAAGUAUGGAAAGUGUCCCUUUUUCCCUCCGGUCUUGAAUUGAGUCUCCUUGAAAUACUGUAUCGUUAUCCUAGUUUCGUAGCUUUCAGUUUCAGUGCUUAGGAUUGGGUUGAGUUAACACAUUCCCUCCUUGCCCCCAGUUUCUCAACUUAGUCAAGCCAACAAUUUGACACUUCAUCUGUGAAGUCCUCUUUACCAUGAAUGGUGACUCCGAGGUCCGCACGGAGCCAUUUCCAGCUCCGUCAAGGAGAGCUACAGGAACAAUCAACGGGGUUGCAACGGAGGUCGAAUCGCUCAGUUUCUCGGACAAGAUCAUGAUUACAGUCUCGCAAGGCGGCCGCCUCGCCCAAUGGAUCCAGGUCCCCCUCUCAGCCCCCUCAUCGGCCUCCGUGGACAUGGCUUUACCCGGUGCCGGCCUGAGCGCACUUCCGUCAAACCAUUUGACUCCCAAAACGCUUGUUGGGGUUGGCGGAGAGGAACGGGAAACUCUAGGCCACCUUUAUGCGAGCCAGAUUGCCAGUCAUCUGGCCUUGCGCGACCCUAAUGAGCGAAGGACCCUACUCUUAGGGCUGGGCCUAGAAAAGGUUGAGGGUAAUGGCGAGGCGUUCUUUAAUUUGCUCGAGCUAGUACAGCAAGUUCUCUGAGGAGAGGAAUCUCAACCCGGGCGACUAGUUCGUUGGCGGAGUCCAGACGCACACCCGAGCACUCCAAGGCGCCACCGCCAUAAUGCUCAUCCGAGCUUCUAGUGAAUGAACGAGACAUAUUUCGUUACCAUGCUGCGCAUCAGUGUAGUUCCCCCCACAGCUGGUUAAGCACGAACAACAGCCUUCACUCCUCACACCCUUGAGCGAUCCGUGUUACCUGAUCGAGACGUGAGGAUAAGAGCAAAUUGAGGGCA
Molecule: messenger RNA, 1045 nt
Organism: Canariomyces notabilis
Lineage: Eukaryota; Fungi; Ascomycota; Sordariomycetes; Sordariales; Chaetomiaceae
Exons: 2
Coding region: 345-791 (148 amino acids)
Biological process (GO): proteasome assembly
Source: RefSeq, a predicted model, not a curated record